AUGUUACCAUAAAUAAAGCAAAAUAACUAGAAACCAUAGAAACCAGAAAAAGUAAAAUCUGCCUUUAAAUUGCCAAAAUUAGAGGAAUACUUCUAUAAGGCUAGAUUGUUGUAAGACUAGAAUCAAAAAGCCUUAGAGGAAAUGGUAUCCAUCAAACGCUACUUGAUGAAAUUCAAGUCCUGA
This is a messenger RNA of Paramecium tetraurelia, 183 nucleotides long. RefSeq lists its product as uncharacterized. The transcript has a single exon. The record is from RefSeq and is a predicted model, not a curated record. Lineage: Eukaryota; Ciliophora; Oligohymenophorea; Peniculida; Parameciidae.